Molecule: messenger RNA, 798 nt
Organism: Colletotrichum acutatum
Lineage: Eukaryota; Fungi; Ascomycota; Sordariomycetes; Glomerellales; Glomerellaceae
Exons: 2
Coding region: 1-798 (265 amino acids)
Source: RefSeq, a predicted model, not a curated record
AUGCACAUCCUCGCAGUGCUCCUCUUCGGUGUCGUGUUCCCGGCAUGCGCGCGCUCGGAGAACCGCUUCCGCCGCCCGCCGGGCCCGGGUCCGGCGGGAGACUUCCGGGAUAACCCAGUCUACACACUCGGCGACAAUAUUGACUUGCAGUGGGAGAUGGACCUCAAGAACAUCGACCUGAUUUUGUGGCAGCAGCAGCCAACGGGGAAUAUCAAAGGUCCCUAUGCCAAGCUCGCAUCCAAUUCCACAGUCAAGAGCCUGCUCUGGACCGUAGGCUACGCAGGUUCUCCUUCAACAAUGAAUCCAGAUCUGAGCCAGGUCUACUUCCUUCAACUCUUCAAGACGGGACAAUCGGGCAGCAGCGCGACAUCUCACUACUUCAACAUCACCGAACCCGACAGCACAUCAACGUCAACAACACAACCCGCGACAGCCACCACAACAGCCCUCGCCCUCGCAUCAGAAACACCAACAUCAACCCCAGACUCCUCCCCAGCACAACCACCAACCCACCCCGCGGACGAAGACCAACUCUCAAGCACCGCAGUGGCAGGCAUCGCCGUCGGCGCGACGCUCGGCGCCCUCAUCCUCCUCGUCCUCCUCGCGGGGCUCGUCCGCAAAUACGUCAAGAGGAGGCGGGACAUGGCCGUCUAUACGGAGGGCGACAUCCUCGUCUACGCCGAGCGGCAGCUGCAGGCUAAAGACGAGGCCGCCGCGUGGAAGCUGGAGUUGCCGGCGCACAGCCGCGAGCGGUUCGAGGUGGAGGCGUGCGAGCUGAGGCACGAGAUGCCUGCUUAG